CUCCGCCGAUCUCAGUCCUCCGCCGAUCUCCCUCCUCCGCCGAUUGAGCCACCACAACUCCACCACUGUUUGCGGCAGUCCGGCAAUGACACCAUUAUCACUGUCAGAUGUUGACAAGCAAUUCUUGGCUGCUCCGGUUAAGUCUGCGGUUGACAAAUUCCAGCUCCUUCCCGAGUUCUUGAAGGUGAGAGGGUUGGUGAAGCAACACCUGGACUCUUUUAAUUAUUUUGUUAGGACUGAAAUAAAAAAGAUUGUCCGUGCUAAUGAUCUCAUCACAUCCAGGGUCGACCCAACUAUCUACCUCAGGUAUAAAGAUGUUUGGAUUGGUGAACCUUCUAUGACAAUUGAUGGUGUCACUGAAAAGCUUAGUCCCCAUAAAUGUCGGCUAUCAGACAUCACGUAAGUUUGCAUUGGUCUGUCUAUAGAUUAAAUUAAAA
This is a messenger RNA of Camellia sinensis, 437 nucleotides long. NCBI's taxonomy places the organism in Eukaryota, Viridiplantae, Streptophyta, Magnoliopsida, Ericales, Theaceae. The record is from RefSeq and is a predicted model, not a curated record.